Molecule: messenger RNA, 1766 nt
Organism: Oreochromis aureus
Lineage: Eukaryota; Metazoa; Chordata; Actinopteri; Cichliformes; Cichlidae
Gene: ninj1
Product: ninjurin 1
Exons: 3
Coding region: 127-564 (145 amino acids)
Biological process (GO): tissue regeneration; cell adhesion
Cellular component (GO): membrane
Source: RefSeq, a predicted model, not a curated record
UCGUCCUCCUUCCUCCUCACAUAUUUAUUCAUUGUCCAAGCCUGUAACUACCGAGUACAGCUGCGGCUUUUCACAGUCCCACAGGGGAGCUACAUGAACAUCCUGUUCGACAGACAUUAACAAAUAAUGGCUACUGAAAACUUCGAACUGACCGGCGAUGCGGACAAAAACGGCGAGGCAGAGGUCCCGCGGCGGGGCCAUGAGAGGCGGCUACACAGAUCCCUGAAUAUGAACCACUAUGCCAAUAAGAAGAGUGCAGCAGAAAGCAUGCUGGAUGUAGCUCUGCUCAUGGCUAAUGCCUCCCAGCUGAAGGCAGUGAUGCAGCAAGGACCAAGCUUCACCUUUUAUGUGCCCCUCAUUAUUCUCAUUAGCAUCUCUCUCACUCUGCAAAUCCUAGUCGGAGUUUUGCUAAUUUUCAUAGUUAAGUGGAAUCUAAACGAUCAAAGAAAUCACUACAGAUUGGACAUUUUGGAGAAUGUGACCACAGCUUUCGUCUUUAUCAUAGUGGUUAUCAACGUCUUCAUUACAGCCUUCGGUGUCCAGCAGCCCAGCUCGAGCGGUUGAUUGUGUUUUAAAAGGCUUUCAAUCUCUGCUGAUCAAUUCAGUAAAGGCAGGACACCCAGACAGGGAGAGACAAGACAUUUAUUCACCAAACUGGCUGGCAUGCAGGUGUAUUUGCUUUUCUGUAAUUCAACCUAUCAGGUCUCAGGAGAACCAGCGAACUCAGAGAAUCAAGUUACAGUAUAUUGUCUGCUGUGUGUGUGUGUGUGUGUGUGUGUGUGUGUGUGUGUGUGUGUGUGUGUGUGUGUGUGUGUGUGUGAAAAGGAGUUCCUUGCUUCUCAGACGAUGGCCAGUCAUGCACAACUUGUGUUGAUCAGUUCUUAUUUCAUGUGGCUGUUAAAUAGUCUGUUACAUCUUCUCAUGCUCAGGUUACUGAUGCAAAUAAAUAAUUGUCUGUCUGCAUAAAACAAACAUCAGGAGCAAUAGUCAGUCACAAUCACUGUGAAGGUUUCCCAAACAACAUAAUAGAAGAACACCUGCUUUUAUUUUGAAGUUCUUAAACAGCUUAGUAUGCCUUUAUGUUUUUUGAAAAGAACAAAACAAACAAAAAACACAAGCACUACAACAGAAUCCAAAGAAAAUUAACCAUGGUGAGUGUAUCAUGAUUCAUCCUGUGUUGCUGCUGCAUGAGGUAUAUAUAUAUAUAUAUAUAUAUAUAUAUAUAUAUAUAUAUAUAUAUAUAUAUAUAUAUAUAUAUAUAUAUAACAGCUUUACUAUUCUAAUAAUUUUUACAGUGAACCUAAACUGCUUUAUUUUUUAAAGAGCUAUGCAAAAUCUUUUGAAAGAAAAAAUGCAACCUCCUAGCAUACACCAUCUCAUUGUUGACCCACCUACGGUUAAGAGUUUUUGGUUUGGUUGUGUCCACCACAUUUCUUAUAGAACUUUCACCUGAAUGACAGAACCCAAAUUAACCAAAAAGAAAAAAAAAGAAAAGAUGUAUUACACCUCAUCAUCAGUGGUUAAAAUAAAACCAAACCCUAACUCAUGAUGGGUUACCGGUGACCUGGUGGAUAUUAACAGGUUAAACUUAGUUCCUUGCCUAUGUUUGUUUCUCUGUUUGUUACUUAUGAAUUAUAUGGUUACUUUAAGACUUUUUUAAAUUCAUUUUUUAAAGGAUCAUUUUUCUUAUCUUUUAAUAAUCUCGUAUUAUACACUGCCUAUUUUAAAACAAUUUGUUAUACAAAAUAAAAUUACAAAACCAUCAA